Messenger RNA from Plenodomus lingam JN3, 1551 nucleotides. RefSeq lists its product as uncharacterized. The record is from RefSeq and is a predicted model, not a curated record. Gene Ontology annotation, biological process: triglyceride biosynthetic process. Gene Ontology annotation, molecular function: diacylglycerol O-acyltransferase activity. Gene Ontology annotation, cellular component: endoplasmic reticulum membrane. Lineage: Eukaryota; Fungi; Ascomycota; Dothideomycetes; Pleosporales; Leptosphaeriaceae.
AUGGCGACAAUGACCGCAAUGACGUCCACAUCCGCUAUUGAUAGUCCGCAAGAGGGCCGCCCUAUCGCUAACAUGGAGCCUCAACCUCAACGAGGAGGCAGAGACCAUUCCAAUGGCCGCAACAGAAAGAGUGGUCGCGAUAUGAAAUAUCGCCAUGUCUUUGCAACACAUUCAUCAUCACGUCCAUCGCCUCUAACACAAGAUGGGGGAGAGUCUCCGACCAAUUUCGUCGGCUUCAGAAACCUCAUGAUCCUGGUCCUCAUCGUGUCCAACCUGCGACUCAUGAUAGUGAACUUCAAAAAGUAUGGCGUCCUAAUAUGCCUUAGCUGUCAUGACUACCGAAGGUCCGACGUCAUUACCGGUCUCGCGCUCUACCUGCUCGUCCCUGCCCACCUCUUCGUUACAUACUUGAUCGAAUAUGUCGCUGCCCAGCAAGCAAAGAAGGCGUACGGUCGCAUAUCCAAGAACAAGGACAGCGACAUCCCAGCAGACUAUGCGGCCGCGCUCAAGAGCUUCAAUACCUCGUGGCACGUUGUGGCAUUCUUUCACAGCGUCAAUGCCGUCGCAAACCUCUUCAUCGCUACAAAGAUGGUAUACUACAACAUCCACCACCCAGGCAUCGGGACGCUCUGCGAGUUCCAUGCGGUCAUCGUCUUCCUCAAGUGCAUGUCCUACGCGCUCACAAACCGCGACCUUCGACAUGCGUAUUUGCACCCCAAGCAAGCCGAACCGCUGCCAGAACUCUAUAAGACGUGCCCGUACCCGCAGAACAUCAACAUGAAGAAUCUCUGCUACUUCUGGUGGGCACCGACUCUGGUCUACCAGCCCGUCUACCCGCGCACCGACCGCAUCCGCUGGACUUUCGUUGUCAAACGACUACUCGAAGUCGUAGGCCUGAGCAUCGUAAUCUGGAUCGCAUCCGCCCAAUAUGCCGCGCCCCUGCUCCAAAACAGCAUCAACAAGAUCCUCGAGCUAAACCUCACCUCUAUAGCCGAGCGCAUUAUGAAACUCAGCACAAUCUCCGUCUUUUGCUGGCUCUGUGGAUUUUUCGCACUCUUCCAAUCUUCUCUCAAUGCGCUCGCUGAAGUAAUGACCUUUGGCGACCGAGAUUUUUACGGCGACUGGUGGAACGUCAGCAAUGUGCGCAACUACUGGACCACAUGGAACAAGCCAGUCACAAACUUCAUGCGUCGCCACAUCUACUCGCCUCUUGUAGGCCGUGGCUGGAACCCCGCCGUCGCACAGAUUCUGGUCUUCCUUUUCUCAGGCAUCCUACACGAACUCCUCGUUGGUGUACCAACGCAUAACAUCAUCGGCGUAGCCUUCCUCGGCAUGAUGGCGCAGAUUCCGCUCAUUGCUAUAACGGACCAGAUACAGCGAUGGCGGUGGGCGAGGGGGCAGGUCGUGGGCAACAUGAUCUUUUGGAUGAGCUUUUGUCUCGUGGGGCAACCGCUUGCGGCGCUUUGCUACUUCUUCGCGUGGCAGGCCAAGUAUGGGUCUGUUAGUAGGCAAUUUGAGCAGAGUGAGUUGAAGCAGUUGUUUCUUAGAUAG